UUCCAAUUCUCAACUAGGUCGAGCUAAAAGACAAAGUAGCCCGUCUCUUUGGAACUCUCAUCCUCACUCUGACCUUCACCUUCAUUUCAAUUCAUUCAUUUCUCUUUCUUUUCCUCAUUCCAUUAUUUUCCUCAUAUUUUCUAUUACCCUGUCCUGUCCAUCUUUCGUAUCAUCGCACCAGUAUAACCAUGAAGAUCAUCGAUCGUAUCAAAAAGGGCCAGGAGGAAGGCCGCAUGCCUUUCUCAUUCGAGUACUUCUCUCCCAAGACUGCUCAGGGCAUGGUCAAUUUGCACGAUCGCAUCGAGAGAAUGUGCCACCUUGGUCCUGAGUUCAUUGAUAUCACUUGGGGUGCAGGUGGCUCCCGCCCUGCAGCCACACUUGAGGUCGUAUCGAAUGCUCAGAAAGUGUAUGGUGUUGAGACAUGCAUGCACUUGAUCUGCACCAAUAACCCAACCGACAAGAUUGACAAAGCCUUAAAAGAAGCUCGCGCUUGUGGCAACCAGAACAUUCUUGCACUACGUGGAGACCCACCCCAUGGUCAGUCUGAGUGGUCAGCUUGCGAGGGUGGUUUGGCAUACGCAGCUGAUCUUGUCCGUUACAUCCGAAAGACCCAUGGUGACUAUUUUGGUAUUGGUGUGGCAGGCUAUCCUGAGAAACAUGCCGAAUCUCCUUCUAUGGAGGCUGAUCUGUUGCAUCUUAAGGAGAAGGUUGACGCUGGUGCUGACUUCAUUGUCACUCAACUCUUCUUUGAUGUUCCUAUGUUUUUUGAAUGGGUCAAGAAAUGUCGUGCUAUUGGCAUUACCUGCCCUAUUAUUCCUGGCAUUAUGCCUAUCCAAGCCUAUGCUAGUUUCAAGAAGAAUAUUGUCGGCGUGCACGUCCCUCAAUGGAUCUUAGAUGGAGUUGAGCCCAUUAAGAAUGAUGACCAAGCCAUUCGUGCAUUUGGUGUAGAGGUUGGUAUUAAGAUGACCCGUGAGCUUAUUGAUGGCGGUGCUUGUGGUAUCCACUACUACACCUUCAACUUGGAGCGUAGCACACGUUUGAUCCUUGAAGGAGCAGGUCUUGUCAAUAAGACUGUCUACAUCAAAAAGAACAUGCCUUGGCGCUCAAGCUUUGAUGAGAAGCGCAAGGAGGAGUCUGUGCGUCCCAUUUUCUGGUCCAAUCGUACGAAAUCAUAUAUCAGCCGCACAGACAAUUGGGAUGAAUUUCCUAACGGUCGCUGGGGUGACUCGCGCUCACCAGCUUAUGGUGAUCUUGACCGAUAUGGUGUUUAUUUAAAGUACACAGCAGAAGAAGCGCACCAACAUUGGGGCUCGCCUGAAAAGCUCGAGGACAUCUACAAGCUCUUUGUUAAGUUUUGCUGUGGUGAGAUUCUGACACUGCCCUGGAGUGAUCAGGCUCUAGCAUUGGAGUCUGGAACCAUCAAGGAUCGUCUUGUUGAGCUCAAUUCGUGUGGAUAUUUGACAAUCAACUCACAGCCCGCAGUCAAUGGUGCUAAGAGUGAUGACAAGAUUGUUGGAUGGGGACCAAAGGGUGGCUAUGUCUAUCAGAAAGCCUACCUCGAGUUCUUUGUUUCGCCCGAAAUUCUAGAAAAGCUCAAGAUGCGCCUGUCCAAGUCCCCUCAGUUCACGUAUAUGGCUAUCAAUAAGACUGGAGACCUGCACACCAAUACGAACGGUAGCAAGCCUAAUGCUGUCACCUGGGGUGUCUUCCCGGGCCGCGAGGUUGUUCAGCCUACAAUUGUUGAGCUCUCCAGCUUUGAUGCAUGGAAGGAUGAAGCCUUUGCAUUGUGGGAACAGUGGUCGAGAUGCUAUCCACAAAACUCCAAGUCUCAUGAACUUUUGAACAACAUUAAUCAAACCUGGUAUCUGGUCAACAUUGUAAAUAAUGAUUACCACGAGAAGGACGGUAUCUUUGAGCUCUUCAAGGAAGAUAUAUUGAAGCUUCAGGCUCAGCAGACUAUUGUCGCUGACGGCGAUGUUAAUGGUAUAGAUGUACGCACAGGGGCAAGUGGAGCCAAUAUGGACCAAAUUACUGCUAAGUUCAAGGAGACUACUGUGGUCAGCCCUGAGGUUGAGCCCCUGAUCGUUGAGCAACCUCUGCGUGUUUAGACAGCAGUUUCUUUGAUCUUAGAGUUGGAUGAGAAAAAAAAAGGAAAAAAAAUGCUAUGAGGAGCAUUUUGAAUGGACAAGAGAGUGUAUAGAGUGGUUUUAUUCUGCUUACCGUGUUGCCCCUGACCUUUGCCCUUUCCUGUUCAUGUUCAUGAUUGCCACACUCCUUUCA
Molecule: messenger RNA, 2280 nt
Organism: Lobosporangium transversale
Lineage: Eukaryota; Fungi; Mortierellomycota; Mortierellomycetes; Mortierellales; Mortierellaceae
Product: methylenetetrahydrofolate reductase-domain-containing protein
Exons: 4
Coding region: 189-2108 (639 amino acids)
Biological process (GO): tetrahydrofolate interconversion
Cellular component (GO): cytosol
Molecular function (GO): FAD binding; methylenetetrahydrofolate reductase [NAD(P)H] activity
Source: RefSeq, a predicted model, not a curated record